Molecule: messenger RNA, 1590 nt
Organism: Juglans regia (Persian walnut)
Lineage: Eukaryota; Viridiplantae; Streptophyta; Magnoliopsida; Fagales; Juglandaceae
Exons: 4
Coding region: 379-1053 (224 amino acids)
Molecular function (GO): metal ion binding
Source: RefSeq, a predicted model, not a curated record
UCCAGUCUCCCAAACCCUAAGACCCGCCCCUCUCUUCCUCACUCUCUCACUCUGCCUCUCUGCAUCUCUGCCUUCUCACGCUGCCACGGCCCACGCCGUUGCACUGUGCACAUCUCGCCGUCGCCCCUCAGCCUGAGUCCCCUCCCUCUUGCCGUCGCCCCCUCAGAAACACAGACCCGCUCUCUCGCCGUUGCACCUCCCCUCACGACCACACCUCUCGAGCCGUUCCCGUCGCGCACACAGCCCCUUGGCCCCUCUCUCAACGCUGCGCUGCCCUCUCUGUCUCUCACCGUCUCACGCAGCCCUCCCAUCCCUCACGCAGCCGGCAGCCCCUCUCUCACGUCUCUCUGUCUUCGACGUUUAUUUGAAGCUAUCCCAAUGGAGUACAACCAUGUGCCCUCCUCUCCGAUUUGUACCCUAAAAGUGGAUAUCAAGUGUUGUGAUGAGUGCCUGAUUAAGUUGAAGAAAAAGUUGCUGAAAACUAAUGGAGUGACUUCCGUGGACAUUGAUUCAAAGAAAGGGAAGGUCACAGUUAUGGGUGACAUAGACCCUAGGAUACUCAUGCAAAUGUUUGAAAAGAUGGGCAAACCAGCAGAGCUUUGGUCCUUUCAGAAGUUCCCCUUACAAGACGAGACUAGUGGUUGUUGUAACAAGAAGAAAAAAGAAGUUCGGAGGUUUGCAUGUGAUGAUGAUGAUAUGGAUGAUGUUUCUUAUGUUCCUGAGGAUGAAUACUUGUUCAAAAGGAGCAGUACUGCCACUCGCAGGCCGAUGCGCGGCAACAACCAUGGUCAGGAUUCAUUUAGCCAGAUAUCCAAUGCCCCUUUCUUUCGAAGUUCAGGGUUGACACCGCUGCCCCCAUCUCAAUUGUCAACAAUUUUUCCUAAUCCAAUAAUAUAUUCGGGUCCAUCAGGUUAUUAUCGACCACCACUACUAUCACUAUCACGACCAGCAUACGGAUAUGGAUAUGACUAUUUUCCAUCAAGGACAUUAACAAAAUAUAACCCUAUGAUCCACUAUACCAGUUAUUGGGACAAUUACCGCCUCUCACCCUGACAUAUAUAUAUAUAUAUAUAUAUAUAUAUAUAUUAGAGUCAUGUGAGUUGCAUUUAUCAUGCAUUGCUAUUAGGGUUUAUCAUUUAUCUAAAAAGUAGGCUAGAUGAGUUAAUUUGAUGAUAACUCAUUACUCAUGUCUCUUAAGUAAGAACACCAAUGAGAAGGUUUUUUUAAUCAUUUGUUCUUCGGACGUGAUGGUUUAAAUUUUACUAUAUAACAACUUAUUUUGCUUCUGUUGUGAAUAAAGAUAGAGAUUAUUCGAUCCUUAUUAACAUUUAUUUAGAAGUGAUGCAUGAUUCAGUGAAUAAAUCGAUCAUAUAUCAAAUGUGUGUAUUGACAUUUUCACUGUCCUCAUAUGAAUGUAACAUUAUAUCCAAACUGCUUAAUUCUCUCCCAAAAAGCCUAUGAUGGAAUUUAGCACAUUUUCUUCAACUAGUCUGAGACAUUAAAACAAAAGGGGUAGCAGAGAUAAUGUAUGCCGUUUACACUCACAAGACAAUCGUAAAAACAAUUCUGUCCCAAGUAAUACCAUAAAAA